AUGUUGGAUUGUCAUGCCAGUGGGAAGGGUGCAAGGCAGCAACAAAUUGCGUGUCGCGGUUUGCCCCUUGACAACUUGAGCCCCACAAAUAGUCUCGGUGAUCUCGUUAAAAGUGUGAGUCCGGAUAAGCCUGCAAUGCGUGGUACCAUAACUCCACAUCUCAUAAAUCCAAUUUGGUAUUCACCAAACAUGCCCAAACGCGAGGAAGUAGAAGCUGCACUUAAGAACAAGGCCAGCAAUGGGAAGAUCAAGGUGGAAGAUGUUCUGGCCUCCAUUGGUAGCCUAGGGGUAUCCACUGACGCUGUCGACCGCUACUUGAAGGAGCAUAAGGAUUCUGGAGGCAUGGUGGAUCUUGCUGGAACCACCAAAUUUAUCUCAUCUCUUUAG
Molecule: messenger RNA, 387 nt
Organism: Hydatigera taeniaeformis
Lineage: Eukaryota; Metazoa; Platyhelminthes; Cestoda; Cyclophyllidea; Taeniidae
Source: the annotation of a GenBank genome assembly